CGUGACAGGCAUCUUCACGUCUCGGGGAUGGAGCCGGAAGGGGAAUCGCCGCUUGAGCGGCUGCAGAAGCUGCCUCCAGAGCAGGGCGCCGGGCUUCUUCACAAAAUCAUUGAUGGCAUCUGCGGCCGGGCUUAUCCUGCCCACCAGGAUUACCACAGUGUCUGGAAUUCAGAGGAAUGGAAGCUUGUUCUAGAAGAUGUUACCACGUUUUUCAAAGCUGCCGUUGGCAAAAAUUUUUCUGAGGAAGAGAUACUCCAGCAGCUGAACCAACUGAAUUCAUGCCAUCAAGAAGCCGUUUUGAAAUGUUUAAAGAGUAGGAGAAAUGAAAUCAAGCAGGCCCUAUUAGGAGAAAUAGUUGAUAUUUCUUGUGCACAGCUGCAGGAUUUUGAUUGGCAGUUAAAGCUCGCGCUGUCUAGUGACAAGAUCGCCACUUUGCAGAUGCCCCUUUUAAACCUUCAUCUGGAUGUGAAAGAAAAUGGUGAAGUGAAACCAUACUCUGUUGAAAUGAGUAAAGAGGAGUUACAGAAUCUGAUCAGCUCCUUGGAGGCAGCUAAUAAGGUGGUCCUGCAGUUAAAAUAACUGGAAGUGGUGAACAGCAACGCUCUCAGAUUUCAGGGCUGCCCGUGGCAGAGCGGAUGCUGCGUUCAGAGGGUGGAUGCUCCGGCAGGCUGAGCGGGCAGCAGCGCCGAGAUUACAGAGAUGAAAGUCUGUGAGAAACCCUAAAGGACAGGAAAUUGUGUGGCUGAUCAGAAGUGCGCAGGAUGAGAGAAGAAAACGCUGAAGUCGCAGCCCGUGUUUUCACAGUGAUUGCUUUGUCUCAUUUAUUAAAGAGCUGAGAAAACUUUCUAGAUAAUGUUUUAUCAAAAGGUAAAAAUAAGUUCUGAAGUAAUGUAAACACGCAGCACAGACAUACUGGACUGUUCUUAUGCAAAUUGCAAGACAUGUAUUCUCACUAUAUAAUUUUCAAUAUUUGAAAAUAAUGUUUUAAGGUAUAUCCAAGCUGCAUACGAACUUAGGAGGUUCUGUGUCUUUCUCAUGUUUCAAAGAAAAGACUAGUUGUAAAGUUUUAGAGAAAAGUCUGUUAUCAGACAUGAACAAGAAAAUAUUUUAAAAUUUGCAUGUAUAAUUUGGGAAUAAUUUGAAUAACAUAACAUUCCUGAGAACUUUAUAAAGUAAAACAAACUACAAAACCGAAAAUAACAUUGGUUCUUUUUCACAUCCUCACUUCCUUCAGGCCAUGGUCUGAGGAGACGAGAGCGCUGUCAUGGACGGUGGGAUUACACUUCGUUAUUCAUAUACAAGGCUGCUUUAUAAGGCUUUAUAUGGAAUUUGAGCUUUUAGAUGGUGACAGAGUAAUUGUAAUACAAACCACUUAUUACCUCAGCUAACUGAAAAUAAGCAUUCCGAACAAAUAAAAGUGUCUGGUUGUCUCUU
Molecule: messenger RNA, 1434 nt
Organism: Apodemus sylvaticus (European woodmouse)
Lineage: Eukaryota; Metazoa; Chordata; Mammalia; Rodentia; Muridae
Gene: Commd8
Product: COMM domain containing 8
Exons: 5
Coding region: 28-579 (183 amino acids)
Source: RefSeq, a predicted model, not a curated record